GGCGCCGCGCUAUUUCAUAAAUUCCUUAUUUUAUUCAAAAGUGUAAUUAAUGGAAGAAUCCGUUCGAGUUUGUUUGGAACCCAAACCGUACUUGGAACCUGCCUUCACCGCUCCGCAAUCCUGCGUACUCUGGUUGAACGAAACAGCCCACCGAAAACGCGCGCUCUCCGCCGGAACACGCGUGAUCGGUCGUUUGAAAAAUGGGCGACGGUUUUUGUGGUGUCUCGAGACGAGCGUGGACCGGAAUUCCUCCCACCGAGAAGGUUACUUCGCGGCAGAGGCGAUCGAACCACCGGAAACUGACGACCACGAUCCAGACGGCGAGAGAACGCUCGUGGAGAUCGUGCCCGUUUGCGAGAAGAUCGACGAUUUUGAACGGGUGACGUUCGAUCUUUGGCUAGAUCUUUCUCGCCUCCGGCUGGAGCUGAUGCUGGAGAAGGAUAGUUUGAAGCAACUGCUGCGGACACUCCUCGUACGCUCGUUUUUCUGCUGCGGUUCCCGCAUCAACCUGAGCUGCGUCCGUGACCGUAAUCUGGGACUGAGCGGAACUUUCGUGAGAGAAGCGGUUGGAACAUCCCGAUACGGAUUUCUAGGGGUAGGAACGGUUAUCGACAUCGGCGAUAUUAUAUACACCCCCGCAGAAGCCAGUGGAAAGCGAAGAAAAUCUCUCGGUGGACUUGAGAGCAUCCGCGAGCAGUUGGCAGCGGCGAUCGCAAACCGAUCCUCCGUUCUCAUUUCAGGUCCGAGCGGAACGGGAAAGUACAGUCUGGUGAAGUCGCUAGCAGUGGAGCAAAAUUAUCCACUUUUCGAAGUCCGAGGAUUGCACUUUGUACGAUCAUUGCCCGGUGAAACGGAGGCUGAGCUACGCAGAACCUUUCUACGGUUGCGUCACUUUGAGGAGCUGAUCGAAACUGACCUGCCGAUUCUUCUGCUAGUCAAAGAUAUCGAUAUGAUAUGUCCCAAGGUUGGUCAAAAGAAAGGAGUGGACAAUGCCAAUAUUGCUCGCAUUUCGUCACAGUUCAUAUCGUUGCUCGAUCAGUACGCCAUAUCAUCGAAGAACAUUAUCAUCAUCGGCACUACCUCAAGCAUCGAAGAUCUCGAUCAUCGGUUACGCAGACCGGGACGGCUAGCGAAGGAAAUCACACUCGGGAUACCUUCUAAAGAGCAACGGAUUGACAUUCUACGCGCUUUUGAAACCAACGCUGGAGGUUGUUCCUGUUUCACAGCAGAACAACUGGAAGAUCUAGCGAGCAGAACCACCGGAUACGUUGGUGCGGAACUAGAGCUACUCUAUCACAACGUGGCCCGUGAGAUGGAUAGCAAACGAUGUUCAUUUGAGGAGGCACUAACGGAAGCACAAAAGAAACAUCGACCAAGCAGUCUUAAGAAUGCGAUCGGAUUUACUGGUUGCUCGGAUGCCGCCACGCUUUCCCUCGACUCUUUCGGUGGAAUGGAGGAACUGAAAUCGCUACUCCGGUUGUGCAUUGUGGAGCAGCUGAAACAUCCGGAACGGUUCCAUCGGCUCGGUAUCCAUCCACUGAAGGGUAUACUCCUGUACGGGCCUCCGGGCUGUGCCAAAACCACACUCGCCAAGUGCCUUGCGGCCGAAUCGGGAAUGACCUUCCUAUCGCUUUCGGCCGCUGAAAUCUAUUCACCUUACGUGGGUGAAGCCGAACGACUUAUCUCAACAGUGUUCAACGAGGCCCGCAUGAACGCUCCGGCCGCCGUGUUUCUGGAUGAAAUCGAUUCGCUUGUCGGUAAUCGUGGAACGGCAGGUAUGGCAGGAACUGCGUCUGCUGUUAAUAUGGGUGUCCUCUCGACGCUGCUCCUCGAAAUGGAUGGCAUCGGGCAAGCGCAACAGUCGGCCAGUGCGCUGAGUGCCGAUGCAAAUCGUGUCGUUGUGUUAGCAGCUACCAACCGUCCGGAUAUGGUCGAUGAUGCGUUGCUGCGUCCAGGACGAUUGACGAAGCUGAUUCACAUCCCUGCGCCGGAUGAAGGAACAAGACUGUCGAUACUACGGAAGAUUGCUGAGGGCAUCCCGUUAGCACCGGAUGUUGAUUUGACGCUGGUGGCAACGCGUACCGAACGGUUUUCUGGAGCUGAUCUGAACAAUCUGUGCUCCCAGGCGGCACUAGCAGCGGCAACGACAAACCUAGAGGCUACGGAGGUGACGAUGGGCAACUUUGAAGAAGCAUUUAAAGAUAUUAGACCAUCGCUAACUCAAGAGCAGAUCGAUUGGUUCUAUAACUUCGAAGCAAAUAAGCAACGCUAGCAGCAGGGAACGUUAAACGAUUUUGUUAAUACGAAAUGUUGUACAUAAAUGCGUUCUGACAAAUGUUUGAUAAAUACGACUAAUGUUUCAUUUUUUGUAUUCUUUUCAUAUGUAUGUUUUUAAGGAAUUUCAAAUAUCACCCGGACCGCACGGCCGGAACACAUAAAAAGGUCGCUUAUGUCGGUUGUGCGGCU
Anopheles darlingi is the source of this 2466-nucleotide messenger RNA. RefSeq names its product spermatogenesis-associated protein 5-like protein 1. The transcript has a single exon. The record is from RefSeq and is a predicted model, not a curated record. Bases 50 to 2272 code for a protein of 740 amino acids. Gene Ontology annotation, molecular function: ATP hydrolysis activity; ATP binding. NCBI's taxonomy places the organism in Eukaryota, Metazoa, Arthropoda, Insecta, Diptera, Culicidae.